AUGUAUCACCCAUACUCGUAUAUGACGCAACAAGCACAAGCAUUUUAUGCUUCACGACCGGAAUAUGGUUACAAUACAAUAUCUUCCUAUGGAUACAUGGGAACACGGCCACCAUUACUUCCUUCGUCAGAAUCAAAUUCACGAACAUCUUACGAAUAUCCUGUUUAUCCAUCGUAUGAGGCGCAGUAUUCUCAACCAACUGGCCAAAUAAACAGCUAUGAUACGGCCCUUCAAAUAGCAGCUGCAGAAUUAGUAAAAAACACGCCUGAAUCACAGCUAUCUAUGCCAAUCUCUGAUAGGGGGCCCAGAUGGAUGUAUACAGUUAGUAAACCCGAUAUUGAUGCAACAUCACCAACAGUGAUUCAAGCCAAGUCAAAAUUUAUUGUUAAAUUAUCCUCGAUAGAUACUCAGCAGACAGUUCAGUCUGUGAAUUCAGAAAUGGUAGCUAUCGAACAACAACAGUACAAUACGCAAAAUAAUGUAAAAAGUGAAGAUAACAGUAGUGUGAUCGAACUUAUUGUCGAACGUAUAAUAAGUGCAACACACAAUCAACAACAACCAAUGACAAUAGGUUCAAUAUUUAGAUAUACAUUGGAAUGUUUAUCGUCCGGUUUAUUAUUACCAGAUGGUCCAGGUCUAUUGAAUCCGUGUCAAAAUGAACCAAAAAAUGCACUGGAUUGUCUAACUAUUCAGCAAAAAGAAGAUAUAACGUAUACAGCACAGCUCGCCUUAAGAAUGAUGGUAUUUGGACAAAUUUACAAAAUACUUGAUAUGGAAGUUUUUAAAUCGGAGACAAAUAUUGAUUAUGGACGAAAACGACCAUAUCAAGACGAUGACUUAGGUAGGGAGUUGGAUUAA
Molecule: messenger RNA, 858 nt
Organism: Didymodactylos carnosus
Lineage: Eukaryota; Metazoa; Rotifera; Eurotatoria; Philodinida; Philodinidae
Source: the annotation of a GenBank genome assembly